Molecule: messenger RNA, 585 nt
Organism: Teleopsis dalmanni
Lineage: Eukaryota; Metazoa; Arthropoda; Insecta; Diptera; Diopsidae
Product: elongin-C
Exons: 2
Coding region: 103-447 (114 amino acids)
Biological process (GO): ubiquitin-dependent protein catabolic process
Cellular component (GO): elongin complex
Molecular function (GO): protein-macromolecule adaptor activity
Source: RefSeq, a predicted model, not a curated record
UUUAUUGUUGCUGGGUUUUUGUUGUUGCAAUUUUGUGCAGUUAUAGCGCAAGUGAAUCUAUGUACACACAUAUAGAGUUCCAAAAAUAAGUUAAUCAUAUAAAUGGAGGAACAACGAAUUGAUAAAAUUUAUGGAGGAUGUGAAGGACCAGAUGCUCUUUAUGUGAAGCUUAUAUCCUCAGACGGUCAAGAAUUUAUUGUUAAAAGAGAACAUGCACUAACCUCGGGUACAAUAAAAGCGAUGUUGUCGGGACCUGGACAGUUUGCCGAAAAUGAAGCAAAUGAAGUGCAUUUCAGGGAAAUACCAUCGCAUGUUUUGCAAAAAGUAUGCAUGUAUUUUACGUAUAAGGUCCGCUACACGAACAGUUCUACCGAAAUUCCAGAGUUUCCAAUAGCACCAGAAAUAGCUCUGGAACUAUUAAUGGCCGCAAAUUUCUUAGAUUGCUAAAAAAGUAAGAUGUAUAAAAAAAUAAUAUUGUCAUGUAUCUAACUAAAUUCAAUAAAUUUUAACAAAGAUCCAUUAUAGUGCCGAAAAAUUGUUACGAUUUUUAUGUGUUGACAUGGUUUUUGUAUAACUAUUUAUAUA